Molecule: messenger RNA, 1202 nt
Organism: Diorhabda sublineata
Lineage: Eukaryota; Metazoa; Arthropoda; Insecta; Coleoptera; Chrysomelidae
Gene: sosie
Exons: 4
Coding region: 66-554 (162 amino acids)
Source: RefSeq, a predicted model, not a curated record
CGCAUUUCAACGAAGACUGUGAUUGCAAAAUCUUGUGAGAAGCCUUUAAGACUGUUCAGUGCAAGAUGAACGCUUUGUGUGUGACAGUGUCUAUAAUUCCAAUAAUUUUGGUGUUCGCGGGGUUUAACCACGCUCAUGGACUAACCACUUUUGGAAAAUCCAAUAAUCAAGGGCCUGUACAAACUACAAUUGUAGGUGGAAAACCAUGUACAAAUCAAAACAAUUGUACAUUAAUCAAGGGAACAACGUGCUUACGCCAAUACUGCUUAUGUGGAGACAAUAGUCAUCCUUUGAAUGGAAUAUGUAAGGCACAAAUUAAAGGACCCAACCAUAUAUGUCAAAAUGAUAAUGAAUGUGUGGACAACGCUGUGUGUGUAGAACCAAAAGACAAGAAAUCAAAUAAUUUCCCACCAAAUGGUAAUAAUAAUCCAAUAUUAAUAUGUCAAUGUACGGAGGGUUUAUUUCCUAAUGGAGGACAGUGUAGUGGUGCUGCAAUGAACACGAUGUUACCCGGUUUAGUAAUUUUUGUCGCAGCUUUAGCAAAGGUUUACUGAGAAGCGUGAAGAUUUUUUUUGACUCAAGUACUCCUUCACAAAAAAUAAUAAAACUGCACAAUAGAAAAUAGGAAUUGAUAGAUAGCUUUUGCUUCGAUUUUGAACUGUUUCCGUCCAAAAAGAUUUUCGUACUGCGUUAAUGUAUAGGUCAUAAAAUGUGUCAAAAUUUAGUAAUCCAUCUUUUUAAUAAGAUGGAUACCACUUAGAUUUUUUCACUGUAAACGUACCUAAAAGUUUUGCUACUUAAUUUCUCGAAAUACAAUUAUAUUUUUUCUAUUAAUAAUAGAUCUACAAGUCAUUGGGUGUUUUAGAAGUUGAAAUGAGACCAUGCGAAAAUGUAUCAUCAUCAGAAUAAAUAAUUUACUUCUAUUGACGAUUUUAAAAUAAAUCCGAGGUAGCAAUUCUCAAUAUACAUAGAGACCCACAGAAGUUGUACCAUUCCCAAUAUGUUUGCAAUUAAUAACCUCCACUAUUAUUUAUUUUGCACCUAGCUAAAUUGUAUACCUAUUGUCUAUACCUACCCCUUUUUCAACUAAAUAUAAUACUAUACUCUGCGCAAAUCCUUAUUUGUUAAUUAAUUGUUUUUUUUUCUCACAUAAAUAAUUAUUUCAUGUAAUAUGUAAUAACGACGAGAUAAAGAAUAAGUAA